CCGCGGCGAACGACGAACGACCACUCACCUCACACACCCCCCCUAGUCAAUGUACCGUACCCCACGACAAUAGUCGCAGCAGUAGCAGCAGAAUGACUUCAACCGCGCACCUCUCCGCCGACCUCCUCAGCGGGCUGCUCACAUUUACCACGCCGUUCAACGUCACGUCUUCACGCUUCCUGGCGCGGCUCAGCACCGAAGAAUCCCUAUUCCCUCGCGUCUGCGAACUACACAACACACUGGAACUCCUUGCGUCCUCGUCGUCGCCCAUGCGGCGGCUCUAUGAGCUCCGGGGGGUAAAGGGGGACGGCGAGACAAAUCAGGAUGCCGAGGACUUGCUCAGUUUCAUGCUUAACGCCGAGUUCCUGCUGUAUUCCCUCUACAAGGAAUACUCGAUCCUUCUCAAUCCGAGUCUGGCGCACUGGGUCGGUUGCUGUCGAGAGUUUGAGAGGUAUGCGAAGGGCCAUGUGGGCGAGUGGGGACUACGCGAUCAGGUGCUGAAGAUGCGCGCGGCAUUUGUGAAGGGGAUUUUGAGUGAGAGGGGAGAGGAUUUGGCCAAGAUAACGCCGCAGGACUUCGCGUUGCGUGGUCUCGAUUUCGAUGUAGAACUCGAUUCGUUCCGGGAGGCACUGUUGGAUCAGGGGAUCUACGAGGAAGACUACUACUCGGAUGGCCCAGAAGUAGGCGACUCGCCGCAAGCUUACACCGAGAGCCAGAACGACAGCCGAUAUUCCAAGACUCCCUCGGUGUGCACCGAAACAACGCGGACUCCCGCAACACCCUCCACUCCUUCUCACCAGCAAGAUGCCCAGGCCCAAGCCCAAAUCGCCAACAUCCUCGUUCAAGCCAUGAGCGAGGAGCUUACACCGAUCCUCACCGACCGCCUCUUGACGCACAUCAGCGCGAACCUAUCUAUUCUCACCACCAUCCCGCUGGAACUGCUGUUGGCCCCCGCCUUCUCCAAUCUCUUUUCCACCAACCCAACUCUCACCCGCGGCCUCGUCUCCCUCUUCCUUUCGAGUGGCAACAAAUCUCAGCGGCGCGAACUCCUCGGCUCCCUCGAACUUCUCCCAAUCACCCUCGGCUCCCUAGAGAUGCUAAACGAUCUCACCCAGACGCAGCUGCUCAGCAACGGGGAGAUAGUACACCUUGUGCACGGCGUGCUGGCCAACGGUGUGCGGACUGCGGAAACGAUGGGCGCAAGGCAGGCACAGAACAGGCUUGUCAAGCUGCUGUGUCUGUUCGUUCAGAGUGUAUUGAGGAGUGAGGUUGUGGUAGUGACCGAUGUGUACUAUCACGUGCAGGAUCUCGGAGUUAAGUUCAUGAGUGUUAAGGAGGCGAGGGAACUUUGGAGGAUGUAUUGUGCUACCUAGCAUGGCAUUUCUUCCCCCCGCAUCCUCGAUUUCUAAUUGGUUUCUUGCUCUCUGAUUUCAUUCAUUAUUUCUUGGGAGACCAGACGGUGGUUAUAGCAUUUAAUAGGGGGUCUCUUGCA
Molecule: messenger RNA, 1492 nt
Organism: Tricharina praecox
Lineage: Eukaryota; Fungi; Ascomycota; Pezizomycetes; Pezizales; Pyronemataceae
Exons: 2
Coding region: 93-1373 (426 amino acids)
Biological process (GO): negative regulation of translation; mRNA catabolic process
Cellular component (GO): CCR4-NOT complex
Source: RefSeq, a predicted model, not a curated record